Hermetia illucens (black soldier fly) is the source of this 2273-nucleotide messenger RNA. It is a transcript of the gene PIG-T, whose product is annotated as GPI transamidase component PIG-T. The transcript has 4 exons. The record is from RefSeq and is a predicted model, not a curated record. Gene Ontology annotation, cellular component: GPI-anchor transamidase complex. Gene Ontology annotation, biological process: attachment of GPI anchor to protein. Lineage: Eukaryota; Metazoa; Arthropoda; Insecta; Diptera; Stratiomyidae. The coding region runs from base 412 to 2193 and encodes 593 amino acids.
CGGCGGGUGUCGCCGUCGUUUCAUCGAAAAUCGCCGCUCGCCGUCAGACACUUCGUCGCUGCUAUAAAAUUAUGGUGUGUGCGUGCGCAAUUGCUCGUCGGUAUAGGACGCUUGCUAUAACGGGAGCUGGUGUUGGUUACCAAUUUACGGCGAUUUCGGGGCCAUCGGGCAAACAUUUUCUUUAUAGUACGAAAGCUGUUGAACUUUUUCGUUUCACCGGAUGACUGCUGCGAUUUGGCGGGAGGAAACUGAUUAUUUUGAAAGUGACCACGGACUUUGUAAAUGACGGCUUUGCCUGUCAAUAACCACCUGCCAUGCACUGAACUGCAUUUCACUCCAGUUUGACAUUUCUAACUCAAUCAAUUGUGAGAAAUAUGAGUUUGUACGUUCGGGCGUAAACAUUAAGCUAGGAUGGAUUUCAAGUGUGCGACGGCAUUUUAUAUUCUGUUUUGGACGGCCGUCAUCACCAGCGCAAAUCACAAUGAGGAAUUCCACGAGGAACUUUACGUGAAACCUCUGCCAAAUGGACAAAUCAACACAUUCUUCCAGUUCACCACGCGAUGGAAGCUGGAGGCCGGACAAAAUUUAGAUCACACGCGCUUGAUGCCGCGGACAAUCGCGGAAAUUUUGAAUAUAUUCGACGUGAAGGAGCUGCAUAUUAGCUUGACGCAGGGGUUGUGGCGCUACGAGACAUGGGGCUACCCCGUUGUGGACUCCUCUCCCGGGGCCGAGAUGUGGGCUUGGUUCAAUGGCAACUUGACCAGGGCACAGGUGGAUUCGCAGUGGAAGAAACUAACGAGUACUCUGUCAGGAGUUCUUUGCGCGUCGUUGAAUUUUAUUGAUAUGACGAACACGGUCGAACCGAAAUAUGGUUUUCGACCUCAAUUCGGAACCAGCAAAACGAAUUCAGAAGCAAAUGGGCACAUAAGAUAUGCCACUCUCCCGCGCGAAAUAGUAUGCACGGAAAACCUCACACCAUGGAAAAAGCUGUUGCCUUGCAACAGUCGUAUUGGUUUUUCCUCCCUUCUUACUUCUGGCCAUGUGCACAACACAUUUUACCACUCAUUAGCCGUCCACCUUCGAACGCUCUGCGAUGACGAGAUAAAGGAGAAUUGCAUCAUUGAACUCCGCGAAACAGCUAACAUCGUCUACGAUCAGAAGCUGCUGGGCGGCUCCGACUUCUCGCUGCGGAAAAUGUUUGGUCAAGGUUUGAACGGAGCUUGUUCGCUGGCAGAUACGAGCAUAAUCUACGUAGACGUAACGAAUGAUCGAUACACGCUGACCCCCGAGCCGAAAGAAGUCAUAACGUCGACGCGAGGAGGAGUCACGACGUUAUUUGCAGUCUAUAACGUUAAGGAAGAGUCAAAUGAUAAAUUGUUCAACAUUGCCUGGGUGGCUAAAGAGCGGAAGAACUCAGUUCCUAUCAUAUCUCCACCUCCACUAGUUGCGCAUCGAUACAUUCUCAAUCAUGGUCAGGAGCGGGGCAAAGUGGUUACGGAAAUCACCAACUCACAUUGGGGACCAUUGAAUGUCGUCGUCCAAGAGAAUAUUCCUUGGUAUGUCCCUGUUUAUCUGCACACUCUUACAGCCACAGUGAAUAAGGAACGAAUUACUCCGAAGUUGGUCCACUACAUUCCUGGCGAACAACGUGAGAGGCCAUAUCAUCUGGAGGUGGCCUUAACAGUUCCAGCGAAGUCGGUUGUGCGUCUUUCAAUCGACUUCGAUUUCAUUUUCCUCAAAUGGCUGGAAUACCCGCCAGACGCGAACCAUGGUCACUACCUCGGGUCCGCUGUGAUAUCGACGGUCCUGCCUAAUACUAAGAACUACACAGGCAUCCCCGUGGACGGGUACUUGUUCGCGCAUUCAUUCAACGCAAGCCGACCCGGUUACUUUCUGCAAAUUCGAACUGAGUCUCUAAUCUUAACACUGCCGACCCCCGAUUUCAGUAUGCCUUAUAAUGUGAUUUGCUUAGCGUGCACGGUGGUCGCGCUGGCGUUCGGGCCGAUUCAUAGUGUGGCAACGAAGAAGAUUGUGAUUGAAAGCCGGGAGACGUCGCAUUCGAUUUUGUCGAAGCUCAAGCGGAAGCUGUUCGGAAAGAAAACCAAAGAGGAGGACGUAGCUGAGGAGAAGGAGGUCGCGGAGGAGAAGACAGAGGAUGCAGGCACGGACCUAGAAAAGGAGUCAGAAUGCUAGUUGAAUUUUUAAGAAAGUUUUCGUUUGUAUUUAUUGAUGUAUAUUUCUAAACUGCAAAUAAAAAUUGUUUUGUAGAAUGA